AGGACAGCAUACCUAGCCAAGGAAUAGGACAGCUAAGCACUGUCUCACUGUCUCCCUGUCUCCCUGUCUCUCUGUCUCACUGUAUCACUGUCUCCUCUCUGACCGCCUGAUGCUGCUGGGACCUACUGACCACCUCCACUGCGUCUGCAUCCCCCUUUAACACUGAGCAUUAAGGAACAGUCCUACUCACUACGCACACUUUGACUGAAGCGGACAUGGACACCGUCCACCUCUACGGCGUGAGAAGCACGCAGUACCUGCAGGAGAAUUACUCUGACACGCAGGGAUGGUUCCUCUUCAUGUCCUCGGCUGCAGACCUGCGCACGACCUUCCUGAUCCUGUUCCCCCUCUUGUUCCACUUUCAGCCAGCCACGGGCGUCAAACUGGUGUGGGUGGCUGUGUUAGGAGACUGGAUCAAUCUAGUUUGUAAGUGGAUGCUCUUUGGAGAACGUCCAUACUGGUGGGUUCAGGAGACCUCCUUUUAUGGCAAUUCCACAAUACCACAAAUAAAACAGUUUCCCAUGACCUGUGAAACCAGCCCUGGUAGUCCUUCCGGUCAUGCAAUGGGGGCUGCAGGAGUCUACUACGCACUGAUCACAUCUGUCCUCAACACCUCCCUUCAGCACUGUGGGAGUCCUGCACAGAGGUGGUGCAUAAAGACACUUUUGUGGACAGUCUUCUGGGUCAUACAGGUCUGUGUAUGCCUCUCCAGAGUGUUCAUAGGCGCCCACUUUCCCCAUCAAGUCAUCGUUGGAGUUGUUGUUGGUGUUGCUGUGGCUGAGGGUUUGAACCGAGCCCCCUGGAUCCAUCUUGUCAGCUUCAGAGGCUACACCCACCUCACUCUCUUCCUGCUGGCCUCUGCGCUGGGCCUCUACGUCCUGCUGAACGCCGUCGCUGUUGACCUGCUCUGGAGUCUAGCCAAGGCCCAGCGGUGGUGCAUCAAAGCGGCAUGGGUGCGCCUGGAGACCACACCGUUCGCUAGCCUCCUUCGUAACACCGGUGUCCUCUUUGGGCUGGGCACGGCCCUGCACCUGCCCAUGUGGGACAAGGCCGUCAGGGAGAGAGUUGGAUGUGGAGGGAAAAGUGGCGCCCCCUUCAGGCUGGCCUGUGCGAGCGCUGCCAUAUUGCUCUUGCACGUGCUGGACACUUUUGGGCCCCCAGUUCACAACUAUCCCCUCUUCUACCUGCUCUCCUUCUGCAAGAGUGCCACAGUGCCCUUGACUACUGUUGGCAUUGUGCCCUACUGUGUUGCCAGGGCAACGAAUGCUGUAACCUGGAGAGGGUUCUGCCUCUGAGUCUGUAUUGAGUGGCACUACUCCAUAGACAGAGGCCACCAAACAGGAGAAGUAAGUGCAGAGAUGGGAACAGAAAUGGUCUGUGUGGUCAUCAGGGAAUCAGGGUUGAAGACCAGUUCAUGAUUCUGGCAGGGCACAAUGUUUUGGUGUUGAUCCAAACUGAAAAGGUGUCAGUGGGUGCACUUUAUUUUGAACAGUCCAUGACCCUCGUAGACAAUACAUUCUGAAAACUACCUCAUUUCAAACAGAAAUACAGCCGUCAGGCAGUACCUACACAUGUAAACAGAAGCACAACAGCGCUUUCCACACAAAAAUACUUACAUACAUACAAUCAACAAAUUCACCACAAAAGUAAUGUGCAUACAACUUUCAUUGUGGAAGAGAGACUCCAAUUGCUUGCUUUACAACAAAUGUUACUUUGUUACUGUAUUUUGCAAAUAAAUAUAAUUCACUUG
Molecule: messenger RNA, 1750 nt
Organism: Clupea harengus (Atlantic herring)
Lineage: Eukaryota; Metazoa; Chordata; Actinopteri; Clupeiformes; Clupeidae
Gene: g6pc1b
Product: glucose-6-phosphatase catalytic subunit 1b
Biological process (GO): glucose 6-phosphate metabolic process; gluconeogenesis
Cellular component (GO): membrane
Molecular function (GO): glucose-6-phosphatase activity
Source: RefSeq, a predicted model, not a curated record